AUGAAUUUUAUCAAGAAUACCGUCGUUCUUUUUGGCGCGGUCCUGCCCCUUGUUGCAGCUGCUCCCGUUCCCGUUGUUGUCGCCGUUCCCAGCCUUGUCGCUCGUGAGGUCAUACCAGGAAAGUACAUUGUGACAGUCAGGUCUGGCGUCAAUGUCUCUUCCCACAUCGAUUGGGUCAGACUGGCCCACGAGCGCAAUAACAGGAUGAACAAUGAGUCCUCAGCUGGUAUCACCACCACAUACCGCGCCUACUCUGGCUACGCAGCUGAACUUGACGAUACCACCCUCGCCGAGUUAAAGCAACACCCUGAUGUACAAGCUGUCGAGCAAGACCAGGCCUGGACCAUCUUUGGUGACUGGCGAGAGCGUGCUCUCACGACUCAGACUGGUGCUCCGUAUGGUCUUGACGGUAUUUCGCACCGUGCUGGUGCAACAGGCGGGUCGUCGUAUAUAUAUGACACCUCUGCAGGAUCUGGUACAUUCGGCUAUGUCGUCGACACUGGUAUCAACGCCGAGCAUGAAGAAUUUGAAGGCCGCGCCUCCCUUGGGUACAACGCCGCAGGCGGCGAGUUCGUAGACGACAUCGGGCAUGGAACGCACGUUGCAGGGACAAUCGGAUCACGCACCUAUGGUGUGGCUAAGUCUGCGUCGGUGAUCUCUGUCAAAGUCUUCAGCGGAUCAUCCGGAUCGACAUCCACGGUAAUGGAUGGCUACGACUGGGCCGUGAACGACAUAGUCUCCAAGGGCCGCACGAAUCGGGCAGCCAUCAACAUGUCACUCGGUGGCGGACGCUCCACGGCUUUCAACGACGCGAUCGCCGCAGCCUACGACCGCGGUGUAGUCACUGUCGUCGCAGCAGGAAACGAGAACCAGGACGCAAGCAACAUCAGCCCGGCGAGCGCGCCACAGGCAAUCACCGUUGGCGCGGUCCAGUCUGGCAACUCCCGAGCCUCGUAUUCCAAUUUUGGUUCUGUGCUGGACGUCUUUGCGCCUGGCUCUGACGUGUUGUCGACGUGGAUUGGUUCCACGACUGCGACGAAUACGAUAUCGGGAACGUCGAUGGCGUCGCCGCAUGUUUGUGGUCUGGUCCUGUAUUUGCAGGCGCUUGAGGAUCUCCAGGGUCCUGCUGCCGUCGCAGAUAGGAUCACGAGUCUUGCGACCGAAGGCCGAGUCGACGAUGCGGGGACAGAUAGUCCGAAUCGUCUUGCGUAUAACGGGAAUGGUGCUUAG
Pseudovirgaria hyperparasitica is the source of this 1230-nucleotide messenger RNA. RefSeq lists its product as uncharacterized. The transcript has 4 exons. Gene Ontology annotation, biological process: proteolysis. Gene Ontology annotation, molecular function: serine-type endopeptidase activity. The record is from RefSeq and is a predicted model, not a curated record. Bases 1 to 1230 code for a protein of 409 amino acids. NCBI's taxonomy places the organism in Eukaryota, Fungi, Ascomycota, Dothideomycetes, Acrospermales, Acrospermaceae.